AUGGAGAACAUGAUGCAGGGCAAUAAGAUCAGACGAGUUGCAGCUACUCGCAUGAAUGAGAGGUCAUCUCGAUCACACACGAUUUUCCGGAUUAUUCUGGAGUCGAAAGAUGCCAAUCAGAAAGAUGGACCUGUACAUAUAAGCUACCUUAACUUAAUGGACUUAGCUGGUUCUGAGAGAGUUUCUCUGACGAAAGCUGCUGGUGAGCGUCUUAAAGAGGGGGCUAACAUAAACAAAUCUUUGUCAGUAUUAGGAAAUGUGAUAAGGCAACUAAGCGAGGGGAAGGAGUUUAUCAGUUAUCGCGAUUCGAAAUUGACUAGACUGCUCUCACAGGCUCUUGGCGGAAAUGUGCUGCUUGAUGCAAGGGAAGCUGUCGUAGACAAUGUUGAUAAAGUUAUGGAGAACAUGAUGCAGGGCAAUAAGAUCAGACGAGUUGCAGCUACUCGCAUGAAUGAGAGGUCAUCUCGAUCACACACGAUUUUCCGGAUUAUUCUGGAGUCGAAAGAUGCCAAUCAGAAAGAUGGACCUGUACAUAUAAGCUACCUUAACUUAAUGGACUUAGCUGGUUCUGAGAGAGUUUCUCUGACGAAAGCUGCUGGUGAGCGUCUUAAAGAGGGGGCUAACAUAAACAAAUCUUUGUCAGUAUUAGGAAAUGUGAUAAGGCAACUAAGCGAGGGGAAGGAGUUUAUCAGUUAUCGCGAUUCGAAAUUGACUAGACUGCUCUCACAGGCUCUUGGCGAUGUAUAUGGAUCUGUAGUAAAACCUUUAGUCGAUUCCUUCAUGGAAGGUUUCAAUGCCACAAUAUUUGCAUAUGGCCAAACAUCUUCUGGCAAAACACACACCAUUUUGGGCAAUAAAACAGAUCCUGGGCUUUUCCAAUUAGUAUCCAAUCAGUUAUUCCAGCAUGUGGCAGACCAGGUUGAUAAGAGGUACUUGAUUAGAUGCAGUUAUAUUGAAAUCUACAAUGAAAAGAUCAAUGACCUCCUGGAUAAGAGCAAUCAGGGUUUAACUAUAAGAGAAGAUAUCAAAGGAAAUGUGCUGCUUGAUGCAAGGGAAGCUGUCGUAGACAAUGUUGAUAAAGUUAUGGAGAACAUGAUGCAGGGCAAUAAGAUCAGACGAGUUGCAGCUACUCGCAUGAAUGAGAGGUCAUCUCGAUCACACACGAUUUUCCGGAUUAUUCUGGAGUCGAAAGAUGCCAAUCAGAAAGAUGGACCUGUACAUAUAAGCUACCUUAACUUAAUGGACUUAGCUGGUUCUGAGAGAGUUUCUCUGACGAAAGCUGCUGGUGAGCGUCUUAAAGAGGGGGCUAACAUAAACAAAUCUUUGUCAGUAUUAGGAAAUGUGAUAAGGCAACUAAGCGAGGGGAAGGAGUUUAUCAGUUAUCGCGAUUCGAAAUUGACUAGACUGCUCUCACAGGCUCUUGGCGUAUCCAAUCAGUUAUUCCAGCAUGUGGCAGACCAGGUUGAUAAGAGGUACUUGAUUAGAUGCAGUUAUAUUGAAAUCUACAAUGAAAAGAUCAAUGACGUCCUGGAUAAGAGCAAUCAGGGUUUAACUAUAAGAGAAGAUAUCAAAGGAAAUGUGCUGCUUGAUGCAAGGGAAGCUGUCGUAGACAAUGUUGAUAAAGUUAUGGAGAACAUGAUGCAGGGCAAUAAGAUCAGGACGAGUUGCAGCUACUCGCAUGAAUGA
Acanthoscelides obtectus is the source of this 1686-nucleotide messenger RNA. Lineage: Eukaryota; Metazoa; Arthropoda; Insecta; Coleoptera; Chrysomelidae. The record is from the annotation of a GenBank genome assembly.